Molecule: messenger RNA, 472 nt
Organism: Drosophila busckii
Lineage: Eukaryota; Metazoa; Arthropoda; Insecta; Diptera; Drosophilidae
Product: probable peptide chain release factor C12orf65 homolog, mitochondrial
Exons: 1
Coding region: 23-451 (142 amino acids)
Biological process (GO): translational termination
Cellular component (GO): mitochondrion
Molecular function (GO): translation release factor activity
Source: RefSeq, a predicted model, not a curated record
AGAAAGGACGCAUACUCUAGGCAUGCUAAGACUGCGCGCUUUGGCCGGUCAGCUUACCAGCCAAAUAGGACGACUGGCAUCCACUGCUCAUUUGGACUACUCCCGCUACCCAGCGCUACAGGAAUCAGACAUUGAGGAGACGCUAAUGCGUGGCAGUGGCCCAGGGGGUCAGGCUGUAAACAAGACCAACAACUGUGUAUUUCUGCGACAUCUACCCACAGGACUUACGGUCAAAUGCCAUCUGCAUCGUUUGGCUUCCAAGAAUCGCGUAGAGGCGCGCAAAAUGCUGCAGGACAAGCUGGACGUGCACUUGAAUGGCGAGCAGUCAAUAGCAGCGCAACUUAAGGUGCUGGAUCAGCGCAAAUCCUCGGAGCGAAAACGACGCCAGGGCAAGUUACAGGAGUUAAAGAAGAACUGGCAAGAGCGCGAACAGCAAGAGCAUGAUAAAUAAAAAAGUGCAAUACGCCUUUCG